This is a messenger RNA of Orcinus orca (killer whale), 1443 nucleotides long. It is a transcript of the gene DEGS2, whose product is annotated as delta 4-desaturase, sphingolipid 2. Gene Ontology annotation, cellular component: membrane. The transcript has 3 exons. Lineage: Eukaryota; Metazoa; Chordata; Mammalia; Artiodactyla; Delphinidae. Gene Ontology annotation, biological process: sphinganine metabolic process; ceramide biosynthetic process. The record is from RefSeq and is a predicted model, not a curated record. Gene Ontology annotation, molecular function: sphingolipid delta-4 desaturase activity. The coding region runs from base 57 to 1028 and encodes 323 amino acids.
GAGCAGGGAGGCAGGUGGAGGGGAGCCCAGCCCUGAGCAGCGCUCCCGGCGCCACCAUGGGCAACAGCGCGGGCCGCAGCGACUUCGAGUGGGUCUACACGGACCAGCCGCACACGCAGCGGCGCAAGGAGAUGCUCGCCAAGUACCCGGCCAUCAAGGCCCUGAUGCGGCCGGACCCUCACCUCAAGUGGCUCGUGCUGGGGCUGGUGCUGGCGCAGCUGCUGGCCUGCUGGCUGGUGCGGGGCCUGGCGUGGCGCUGGCUGCUCUUCUGGGCCUACGCCUUCGGGGGCUGCGUGAACCACGCGCUGACGCUGGCCAUCCACGACAUCUCGCACAACACGGCCUUCGGCACUGGCCACCCCGCCCACAACCGCUGGUUCGCCGUCUUCGCCAACCUGCCCUUGGGUGUGCCCUACGCCUCCUCCUUCAAGAAGUACCACGUGGAUCACCACCGCUACCUGGGCGGCGACGGGCUGGACGUAGACGUGCCCACGCGCCUCGAGGGCUGGCUUUUCUGCACGCCGGCCCGCAAGCUGCUCUGGCUGGCGCUGCAGCCCUUCUUCUACUCGCUGCGGCCGCUCUGCGUGCACCCCAAGGCCAUGACCCGCAUGGAGGUGUUCAACGCCCUGGCGCAGCUAGCGGCCAACGCCACCAUCUUCACCCUCUGGGGGCCCAAGCCCAUGGUCUACCUGCUGGCCAGCUCCCUGCUGGGCCUGGGCCUGCACCCCAUCUCGGGCCACUUCGUGGCUGAGCACUACAUGUUCCUCAAGGGCCACGAGACCUACUCCUACUACGGGCCCCUCAACUGGAUCACCUUCAACGUGGGCUACCACAUGGAGCACCACGACUUCCCCAGCAUCCCGGGCUGCAACCUGCCCCUGGUGCGGAAGAUCGCGCCCGAGUACUACGACCACCUGCCCCAGCACUACUCGUGGGUGAAGGUGCUCUGGGACUUUGUGUCCGAGGACUCCCUGGGGCCCUACGCCAGGGUGAAGCGGGUGUGCAAGCUGGCGAAGGACGGCCUGUGAGCCCGACGGCCGGCGCCCUGAGAGCACGGACCCUGCUGCGCGCGCCUCAGUGCCCGGUGGGAGCAGGGCCUGUGCUCUCUGUCUGCUGCCCGGCCUCGCCCCGCCCACCUGCAGCGCUGGCCGUCACCUGUCCCCAGGGCGUGCAGUGCCCAGAACUGGUUUGGCUGCAUUUAGUUCCCGCACCCUAGGCUGCUGUUCUUGUCCCCCUGGAGUCCCGAGACCACGCCUGGAGACAGCGGGCGUGGGUGGCAGCCUGGAGAAGCUUGGUCUGCACGGGGACUGGUGACCGCAGGCCGGGCCCUCCCUUUCAGGACGUCACGCGCGAGGCCUGGCCUGGCGCUGGGUGCCCUGUGCCCAGGGAGCUGAUUUCUCUGGCGUGCCCAUGCCCUAAAUUAAAGCAGCAUGUUUCCAAGUC